Molecule: messenger RNA, 3417 nt
Organism: Carya illinoinensis
Lineage: Eukaryota; Viridiplantae; Streptophyta; Magnoliopsida; Fagales; Juglandaceae
Product: receptor-like protein EIX2
Exons: 2
Coding region: 14-3088 (1024 amino acids)
Molecular function (GO): protein binding
Source: RefSeq, a predicted model, not a curated record
AGGAAACUUGAACAUGGUGCGGUACAUCUAUAUCGUCCUUGCUCUUGUUGCUUUCUUCCUUCAAAUCCCACGUUUCUGUCGGGGUGCAACCUCAAGCCUUGGCUGCAAAGAGGCAGAAAGACAGGCUCUUAUACAGUUCAAAGAUAGCCUAAAUGGCAGCCUGAAUCGGCUCUCUUCAUGGACAGGCAAAGAUUGCUGCAAAUGGGAAGGACUAGGCUGUAACAACAACACUGGACAUGUCAUUAAGCUCGACCUCCGAAACCGAGUCUAUCCAGACUCGAAUGGAUACUUCAUUAAAGUUUCCAACCAGUUAAAGGCCAACGCUGUCAACCCGUCUUUGUUGAAGUUGAAAUAUUUGGAGCACUUGGACUUGAGCUGGAACGAUUUCAUGGGAAGCCCGAUUCCCACUUUCUUAAGCUCAAUGCAAAGACUACGAUAUCUUAAUCUGUCUAACUCACGCUUCAAUGGAGUUGUUCCUGAUCAACUUGGCAACCUACAUAGGUUGCAUGCUCUUGAUCUUAGUAGCGGUCCAAGUGAAUACGAUUUUCAGCUUUCAGUCCGCAACCUUCAGUGGCUUUCCCAUCUUUCAUCAUUGCGGCACCUAGACAUGAGCUGGGUGAACCUUCAGAAUGCCUCUGACUUGUCUCAGGUACUCAAUAAGCUUCCCUUUUUGGUUCAUUUACGCUUGUCAUCUUGUGGAAUUGGUAAUCAUGUUAAUCCGUUCCAUGAUUAUGCCAAUUCCACGUUUCUUGAGCACUUUGAUGUUAGUGUGAACGCACUUCAAGGUCCUAUCCCUGAUAUUAUUCAGCACAUGAGUGCGCUCAAAGUCCUCGACCUUUCAGCCAACAUCUUUGAUUCUAAAAUUCCUGUGUGGUUGGCUAACCUGAAAAGCCUUGUGCAUCUUAAUCUUGGCUUCAAUAACUUCAGUGGUGAAAUCCCAAAUGAUUUGGGAAACCUCACUUCUCUGAUAGUCCUAGACCUUUCUUUCAAUUCAUUAGUGGGAGGCAUACCAAGUUCUUUGUGGAAUCUUUGUAGUUUGAAAGUCUUGGAUUUAACUAUGAACAGAUUGAAUGAAACAAUCUCAGACCCUUCUAAAAAUGCAUCCGGAUGCAUCGGAAGCAGUCUUGAGAAACUGAGUUUGAGAUGGAACACGGUUAGAAGUCCUUUGCCUGAUUGGUUUUCGCAGUUUUCGAAUCUAAAAACCCUUGAUCUUGCAAACAACUCGUUCUAUGGUGCCAUUCCAGCUUCAUAUGGGAAAUUGCUCAACUUGAGAAUGCUGGAUUUUUCUCGUAAUCGUUUGAAUGGAUCGGUUCCAGAAUCCUUCGGGAAACUUUCUUCUCUUGAGAAACUACUCAUGUCCACCAAUUCAUUGCAAGGAAUCAUGUCCGAACUCCACUUUACUAACCUCUCAAGAUUAGAAGAACUAGACCUAGGAGUCAACUCUUUGGCUUUGAAAGUAAAUUUAAACUGGGUGCCCCCCUUUCAACUCAAUUACAUAAACAUGAGAUCCUGCAAUAUUGGUCCUCAAUUUCCUGCUUGGCUUCAAAACCAAAAAAGGAUCACCACGUUGUACCUAUCCAACACAAGCAUCUCGGAUGCUCUGCCUGUGUGGUUUCCCAACCUGAAUUUUACCUAUCUGGACCUAUCCUUCAACCAGAUCAGGGGCAGGCUGCCAACAUUUUCUCAGCCAGCUUCUCUCUACAUGAACCUGUAUUUGAGUUCCAACAAAUUCGAAGGCCCCUUGCCAACCUUUCCUUCUAUUCUGAACAGAUUGGAUCUCACUGACAACCUAAUUUCAGGUCCAAUUCCAGAAGAUAUUGGCAACAUGACGCCUACACUAGACAAUUUACUUCUCUCUGGUAAUCAAAUAAGCGGUUCUAUACCAGAGUCAUUGUGCAAAAUAAAUACCCUACGAGUUCUGGACCUCUCCAAAAAUAGGCUAUCUGGUGACAUUCCAGAUUGUUGGAGCAAUUUUAAGAUUUUGGUGGUUCUAGAUUUUUCUGCCAACAACCUUUCUGGAGUCAUCCCAAGUUCAUUUGGACAUGCAACAUCAUUGCAGUCCUUGCACUUGAGCAAUAACAGUCUCGAAGGAGAGCUGCCAUCGUCCUUGAGAAAUUGUACAAGCAUGGUAAUUUUCGAUGGUGGUGAAAACGGAUUAUCUGGAAAUAUACCUAGAUGGAUUGGAAAGAGCAUGCUGAAGCUUGAAAUUUUUCGAGUACGAAAAAAUAAGUUCGAUGGAACUAUUCCUUCAGAAAUAUGCAGCCUCCCUGAUCUUCAGGUACUUGACCUUGCGCAAAAUAAUCUAUCAGGAACAAUUCCUACUUGUUUUGGGAAUUUGAGGGGCAUGAUUGAUGGGAAUGGUACUAGUGAUAUUGGCAUAUAUCUAUGGUCAACUACGUACGGAGAAAACAUGGUUCAGUUCAUGAAAGGGAAGCAGCUCGAGUACACCAAGACGCUGAAGUACCUAAUUAACAUGGAUCUCUCCAGUAAUACACUGAAAGGAACUAUCCCGGAAGAACUAACAAACCUUGUACGAUUACGUGGCUUAAACUUGUCCAACAAUCAUUUGACAGGGAAGAUGCCUGCCAUGAUUGGCAACAUAAGGUCAUUGGAAUCUCUGGACUUCUCAAGAAACCAGCUUUCUGGCUCAAUUCCACGAAGCAUGUCUGCCCUGACUUCUCUAAGCCACCUCAACUUGUCCUCCAACGACCUGUCUGGACAAAUUCCAUCAGGCAAUCAGCUGCAGACCCUUGAUGAUCCCUCCAUUUACACAGGCAACCCUCUACUCUGUGGCUUUCCACUACCAAAGUGUGCAAGUGCUGAGCCGCCUCCGCCUAGCAAUGAAGGGACAGAUGAAGGAAAUGUAUCUGAAACGGAAUGGCUUUACAUCUCCAUGUCUGCAGGUUACGUGACUGGACUAUGGGGGGUUCUUGGUGUCAUGAUGUUCAAGAAGAAUUGGAGAGAUGCUUAUUUCAGAUUUGUGGAUAACGCCAAAGACAAGACUAUUUCAGCAUUUAAAAGAAAGGCGUCAACUCCAAUUAGAAGAAGGUCCGCUACCAGGAGAAACCGCAUGGAAUGGAGUUGGUAAGCAAUGAUGAUGAUAAUGCAAGGUGAAGACCGUGUUCAAGGGAGACUUUUUCAUGGUCAUUGGUCACACUGCUUACAUUGGAGGAUUUCAACUACCAGUGAGGUUGUAGCUGUUGAGCCGAAGAAAUUCAAAGUCCCUACAAAUAAAUAUUGCAGCAUCGCAUUAUAGAGAGAUGAGCAAUUUGCAUCAGUAAAGUUCUAGUUCAAAUGGUCAGCUACCAUCUUUGCUUUCUACUGGCAUGUGUACGGACAUUUCCAUCAGUAAAGUUCUAGUUUCUAUCAUAAAUUCUGUAUCCACAAUUACAAAAUAAGAUUACUUUCAAGGAUUAA